CCAAGUUUGAGGGUCUUUCUAUCUAUUUUGUUUUCAAUGGAGCCAAAGCAACAAAGUUUCUCUUCUCUUCACUCUUCUGUUCUUAUGUCUCCUUUCAAUAGCAAAUGAAUAUCCACUUCAAGUUGGAGUAUCCUCAAGUUUGAAUUGAUUCUUGGGUACGAGAAUGGAGGAGGGUGGUCUGAGUCAAAGUGGAGAAGAACCCAAAUCAUGGGAUGAGCUUUACAAUGUCAAUCUGAUGCCUUCAGAGAUUUUUCUCAAGUUCAGAAAAGAAAUCGAGGGCUAUCGAGUUGGUGUUAACUUGGAGUUUUACAAUGCCCCAUACAAUGAAUAUCUGGCUAAGCUGGUCUUAAAGCCUUUAGCCCCUGAGCGGAAAUGGAAGUUCAUAUAUGAGCCUUUGCAUCAUGAAGUGCGCCUUCUUUCCAAGAAGAUCCCAGUGACAAAAUUUCUGAAUCUUCAGGUUGGUGUAGGCCAUAGCUUUCAGUUGCAUGCAACUGGUUGGAAAUGGAAGCUCACUUCUUGUUUCGGUGGAGAUGGGAUCUCCAGCAUCCGGAAUAAAACAUCACUUGGAUUAUGUCCUGGUGUGGAUUUCCGUUUUGGAUGGAAAGCAGAUUAUGUAUUUCCAGAAGUUACUGGAGGUUUAGGCACUGGUGAACCGUUAUUCAAUAUGAAUUCUGGACGACUACAAGCGUCACUGGAUAGAGUGGAGGCCAUCUUUUCCCAAUAAGCACAAUCCGUACUUGGAGUUUCUAACAAGCAUGUAAGAAAGAAGUAGAGAGCUCGUAAUAUGGAAGAUAUGAUUGAUCACUGUGGGUUGUACAGCCAAGAUUGUACAUCAUAAUGGGUCGUCUUUGACGGGGAUGUUUUUUAAAAUGAUGCUAGUACUGAAAGUUUGAUUUAUCUCGAGUUGUACUCUGUAAAUUAGUAUCACUCUCUCUACCUUUACUUAAUCUGUUUGCUGUAACAUAGGAUGCUAUCAUCAGGUUCUAUUUUGGGAACACCCUGAAUGUACAGUAAUGUUGAAGACAUCGUAAUUACAACAAGUCCAAUGUAAUCCCACAGGUGGGGUCUCGGGAGGGUAGAGUAUAUGCAGACCUUAUCCCUACAUAAAGGUAGAGAGAGCUUGUUAACAUAGACCCUCGGCUGAACGAACUAAUUACAACAAUCACAAUUCCUUAAUUUGUGGUUGAUUGUCAAUUCAUGGGCAUGUGAGGAUGUAAUUUUAUUUGUUCAUCGUAGGAGAAAAAUCUCAACGAUGGGAGGCUGUAGAUGAAACUAUAAUAUAAAAGUGCCGUGAUUAGGUAAGGUGAACUGAUACGUGAGUUGUAAUACCAACGAAUUCUAUAGGGAUUUUGAGGGGGCUUAGAUAGAAAAGAGAUUGACUGUGUUUGUUUCUAUAUUUAUCUCGUGUUUGAUUAGGGACAUGUAAAUAGACUGAAGUAGAAUUUGUCUAUAUUUGACGAUAAUACAAUUGGUUUAUCUUGUGUUUCAU
Messenger RNA from Solanum dulcamara, 1489 nucleotides. RefSeq lists its product as uncharacterized. The transcript has 6 exons. The coding region runs from base 164 to 724 and encodes 186 amino acids. The record is from RefSeq and is a predicted model, not a curated record. Lineage: Eukaryota; Viridiplantae; Streptophyta; Magnoliopsida; Solanales; Solanaceae.